CAGGAAGUAUCUUUUCGUUUUUACUCGACGACAUCUCGACCAUUUCGACAACUUAUCAAAUCUUCAUUAAAUACUUAAAAGAAAGUCAGAAAUAUGCUCUUCAUCAGACAGGAACACAUCAUGAGAUGUUUUCUGGUUCUCUUCUGGCUGAUCAGUUUACUGCCCAUCUCAGAUCAAGGAAAAUAUAAUCUUGUUGGUUCUGAAGAGCCAAUAAAGGCACAAGUGGGAUCCGACGUUGUUCUACCAUGUCUUGUGAAGCCCCCGGUUAACGCGAGCAGCGCUACAGUCGAAUGGAUGUUCGACUCCAGUAAAACUGUUCACUUGUUCCGUAAUGAAGCUGAUGAACGAGAUUCUCAAGACGACAGAUACAAAGAUCGAACUUAUCUCAACCAUGCAAUGCUUGAACUCGGUGACGUUUCCCUCAAGUUGUCCAACGUAACUAAGAACGAUGAAGGGAUUUACAGCUGCUUUGUUCACCGUCUGCCUGAUCAUAAUAAGCCAGAAGAGAGACAUGUUACUCUGGUUGUUGUUGAUGGAAAAGAAAAUGAAAACCCUGAAGGACAUUCUGGAGGACCUGAAACUGGAGUUAUUGUUGGUGUUGUUGUUGUUGUUGCAGCAAUCAUCAUCCUCGCCUUCAUCACAUACUAUGUUGUAUGUCGCCACAGAGGUGAACAAAUUUCUCUAUUCUGGAACAACAAGUCUCCACAUGAACAAGUUAUAAAUGAUGGUGAUCACAGAGGAAAUGGUAACCAAGAGAUGAAGAUGAAGAAAGACCUUUACAGAACCAGUGACAACCAAACCAAAACGUGUGAAUCAUCCUGAUCUGAAAUCUCUUCAACCUCUUGUUGGUAUGAAAACUGUUACAUGUGUAGAACUGUGAAUAAUAGAAAAACUGUCUGACUUAAACCCAAAAGCAAAUCCUUCAUAUUAGAUCAAAGAUUUAAUUAUCUUUUUUUAGAUUAAAAAAAGGAUGAAGAAUUAUGUAAUUUAAAAAAUAACAUUUUAUGUCCAUAACUGUUUCUGUAGUUUAGAGUCUUACUCAGAUUUUGAUGACUGAGUUUUAUUGAAAAGUAUUUUUAAUACAUGAAAAAGUUGACAGACUUGAUCCAAAGCUUGUGCCUACAAAAUGUUUUAAAUUUAAUUUCUAUCAGUGAAUCUGAUUUUUAAUGCUCACACUCUUGUUACAUAAAUAACCAAAUAUUUAUAUAUUUUAUUAUGACUUGAUUUCUAGUUUUUCAAUUCAUGAAUCAGCAGUGAAUUCAUUAGUUCACUCACAUUCACAUAGGAACAAAUCACCUGAAUAUUUCGUUGUUCAUCAUCAUACAGUGAAUGUCAAAAAAAAACAUUUUGAUACUAUAUUAUUUUAUAAGCAUCCUUCUAGUUACAUUAUGUAAGAUUGUUAUUAAAAUAUGUUCUCAUAACAUAGGAAAGGUAAAGAAAAUUAGAAAUUCACAAAUUACUUUGAAAAUAGGCCCAUAGACACAACAGAUAAUAACAAUACUAACUUUAUCUUGUAAACCAGCUGUAGUGACUUUUUCAUUCCAGACACUCAGCUUGAGGAGGUAGAGAAGUUUUGUUGAUGAAUAUGUAUUAUGGUCUGGUCAGCGUAAAGACUGUGUUCAUAAUUAGCUUUGCCACAUGAUUGGUGAUGAGUCACCAUGGGGGAAACACAAACCAUACAAACACAAACUAUAAGAUCAGAACAGAAAGAAAUGUCUCAUAUUUCUGGACUCAGUGGAGGCUUAGAGCUGAGCUUCUAUAGCCUGGACCUGGUAAAUUGGAUCACCUGUUCAUUUCAGUCAGGUUCAUGGAAGCAGGGAGAAAAUGCAGGACAAUGAGUCCAAAGUCCAAGGCUGAGAAACGUUGAUUUAUGGUGAAGUAAAUCAAACUCUUCAGGCUCCCAGAGUCACUUAUCUUUGUCUAACUUUGAGCCAGUGUUCUGUUGAGAUUAGUCCAUUUGACAUUUAUAGUUUCAAACUGAUGAGCCUUUUUAAAUACAUCAGCUUGAACUGAGCCUGGCUUAAAAUGGCUGUUUAAUGUAGGAAUAAAUGGCUGCUGCAAAGUUAAAGACUGUGAAUAAAAUGGUUCUCUUUAUGUUUUAUACUUCCUACUAACAUCUCAGAAAUCAAAUGGCUCUUAUUUUUAAAAAACAGGUUUUUCAAUUAGCCAACAUCUAAAUCCAACAUGGCGGCUCCCUGGGUUGCAACUCAAACCUUUCUGGAGAGAUUGAAGCUGUUCCUCUAUUUCACACUUUGAUUCUCUGCCCAGAAAAAGGAAAAUGAAACUGAAAUUCAUUUUCAAUAGCUGCAUAAUUCAAAUAGAAACUGUAAAAACUUAUCAAUGCAGGAUUUUUUUUUAACAACUUACAAAAUAAAACAAACCAAAUACAUUCUACUGUACUAAGUGAAGAUUUGGGGGCCUGAAUUAAAAGGUGUUUGUUAGAACUAAGUCAUUAUUAAAAAGCCAUAUUUAUAGUAAAAGGAAUGCUUUGUUCUUUUGUUGACUUUUAUAAAUAAUAUAUAUUAUUUCUAACAGAAUCUGAUAUUCUGAUAUUUUUAUUUUGUCUGGUGGAGUUUUGCUGUGCAACUCAAAGUAAAACUGGAGGGAGACAUCUAGUGGUUAAGUCAGAGUAUUACUCUGACAAAUCACAAGUCUUUAUUGGGAUGUUGAUGCCAAAUUUAAUAGAAAAUGUGAAACAUGAUUUUCCUCAGAACUACUACAGUUCAGUUUAUCUUCUAGGUGGAAGUUGUUCAUUUGUCUUAAACACUAUAAACUGCUGUUGUCACAUUAAAUAUGUAAAAAGUGAAACUUUAUAGUGCAAGUUAUUAUUAUUUAACAGAUAACAUUAUUCAAAGUACUAAACAAUAAAGAGUUAAAAACAAUACAGAUCAAACAGUUAAGACACAAAGAAACUCAAUAAAAAUAUAAUAUAAAAUUAAUGCAUAUAUAAAACAGAGUGAACAUAAAUGUCUUUAAUUUAGCUUUAGAAUCAUUCAAAGAACAUUCCUGCCUGAUGUGUUAAAAGCAGACUGUUCCUCAUGAUGGCACUAAAACAUUGUCUGUUGUAUUAAUAAAUGUGUUUACAUGUUGUAAAAUAUAAGCUGAGAAAUUUUGAUUCUUGAGAAUAAAAACCCUUUAAAAACA
This is a messenger RNA of Xiphophorus hellerii (green swordtail), 3144 nucleotides long. Its product is annotated as myelin-oligodendrocyte glycoprotein-like. The record is from RefSeq and is a predicted model, not a curated record. Gene Ontology annotation, molecular function: signaling receptor binding. Gene Ontology annotation, biological process: regulation of cytokine production; T cell receptor signaling pathway. The coding region runs from base 94 to 822 and encodes 242 amino acids. The transcript is spliced from 6 exons. Gene Ontology annotation, cellular component: external side of plasma membrane. Lineage: Eukaryota; Metazoa; Chordata; Actinopteri; Cyprinodontiformes; Poeciliidae.